Messenger RNA from Galendromus occidentalis (western predatory mite), 861 nucleotides. RefSeq names its product transmembrane protein 68-like. NCBI's taxonomy places the organism in Eukaryota, Metazoa, Arthropoda, Arachnida, Mesostigmata, Phytoseiidae. The coding region runs from base 1 to 861 and encodes 286 amino acids. The transcript has 7 exons. Gene Ontology annotation, molecular function: acyltransferase activity. The record is from RefSeq and is a predicted model, not a curated record. Gene Ontology annotation, cellular component: membrane.
AUGGUACUAUUCCUAAUCAUGCUCUUCUUCACUACCUUGCCGAUAACGCUCUUAGCGUCAGUCGCCAACGCUAUUGCCACGAUAUCGAUUCUCCUCCGUUCAGAAACGAUAUGUACAAUCACGAGGAAACCCGCAGCUUUAGUCACGUUUUUCUAUCUGAAAAUGCUCCACGGUUUCGAGAUCCAUGGGGAGGAAAACCUGCCGGAGACCACGGGUGCCUUGUUAGUUUUUUACCACGCUCUCGUGACUCACGACAUCGUCUAUCUCUGGGCCAGAUCUUGUCUCAAAGCAAGGAAGUGUAUAGGGGGGAUCGCUCAUCGUAACUCGGUUCGGGUCGUGCCAGGCCUCUGCAAGAUCCUCGAUCUCUAUUGUGAGCGAGACACGCUCGUCGAAAAGCUAAAGAAGGGGAACAUCUGCCACGUCGCUCCAGGCGGAGCUCGCGAAGGGGUCUUCAGUGAAAACUACGAACUGCUCUGGCAUGGCCGCCAUGGAUUCGCUCGAGUGGCGAAGGAGUGUGGGGUUCCUAUAAUCCCUAUGUUCACGGCGAACUCUCAACCAGCACCGUCAGUGAUGAAUUUCGGUCUGAAAAGUUUUUUCAAGGCCGUAUACGAGAGAACAGGAAUCGUUGUAUAUCUGCCCCUGAUAUGUUUUCCCGUGAAGCUUCGAAUUUACAUCGGAGAGCCUCUUCACUGCGGAGUUGAUGAAAGUGCUGAAGAAUUCGCAGAGAGGCAAGAGAGAGGUGAGAGAGGCGACGAGGCACGAGGAGACGACGACCGACGACACACGAAGGGCGAGAUCAUCGUCGUCAAGACAGUAACAAGCAUUCACAAUUUCGAACUCUUGGACCGCGUCAACAUCUGA